This is a messenger RNA of Daktulosphaira vitifoliae (grape phylloxera), 6187 nucleotides long. RefSeq names its product CAP-Gly domain-containing linker protein 1-like. NCBI's taxonomy places the organism in Eukaryota, Metazoa, Arthropoda, Insecta, Hemiptera, Phylloxeridae. The record is from RefSeq and is a predicted model, not a curated record. Gene Ontology annotation, cellular component: nucleus; microtubule plus-end; cytoplasm. The transcript has 20 exons. Gene Ontology annotation, biological process: cytoplasmic microtubule organization. Gene Ontology annotation, molecular function: microtubule plus-end binding. The coding region runs from base 301 to 5895 and encodes 1864 amino acids.
UUAAUUGAGUUUCGUUUUCGUUUCUAAUUAUUAUUUUUUUUUGUUUUAAUUUUUUUUUAAAUUAUUUUAUAAAGUGUAUUUGUGAAUUUUAUUCUUAAAAAAUAAUUUGAAUUUUGUUUAUCGUUAUUUUUGUUGUAUAAUUUUUAUCCUAUAGUUAAAUAUUACUCAAAAAAGUAAAGCAAAAUUAAUCUACCUAUUUAAUAUUAUUAUUUUUUGUCGAAGCUGAAACUGUUUGAAAGUGUAAUACAUUUAAUAAUUAAUUUACCUUAAUUUAUUUAAUAUUGAAAACUAAAAUCCAAAAUGAGUGAAAAUUCAGAAAAUAAGGAUACAAAAUCUUCGGGCUUAAAACCACCUACAAAAAUCCCUACAAUGGGAGUGUCAAGGAUACCUAGCUCAUCUUCCAUAAAACUUGAUGGUUUUCGUUCAACUGUCACGAAAUUGGACAGUGGAGGAUCAAAAAAAUUAGCAGAUAUGUCAUUUGCUGGGAAACAAAACGGUGUAAGCAAUGAGGGUCGUAAAUCAUCUAGCGGUUCUGAAUACUCCAUGGGUGAUGCACGUAGACUUAGUUGGUUACACGAGGCUGGUGUUAGACGUAGUUCAGGAAACAGUGUUAUUUUAACUGAAGACACGGAUAAUUUUAUUAUAGGAGAUCGAGUUUGGGUAGGUGGUACCAAACCUGGUAAUAUUGCUUAUAUAGGAGAAACAAACUUUGGAACUGGUGAUUGGGCUGGAGUAGUACUCGAUGAACCAAUUGGUAAAAACGAUGGAUCAGUAGGUGGCACAAAAUAUUUCCAGUGUCCACCUAAAAGAGGCAUAUUCUGUCGUUUGACUUAUCUUACAAUAGCUCCUCUGGGAUCUGCUGAAGAUUCAAUGGUUCAAAAUUCAUUUAUCAGCAGUAAACCUUUAGGAUUUUCAACGCCUAUGCCAAAAAGACAGAGUUCAACUGUUUCGAACUCAUCAGUUGCGCCUAAAACUGUUACAAAAAAUGUUGGUCAAACACCUACAUCAAAAAGUAGCAGUGAAUUAAAAAUUGGUGAUCGAGUUAUAAUCAGUAGUGGUCAAGGUUCUAAAUUAGGAGUUUUACGUUAUCGAGGUUUUACUCAAUUUGCUCCAGGUGAAUGGUGUGGUAUUGAAUUGGAUGAUCCCUUAGGGAAAAACAAUGGAAGCGUUGAUGGAAUUAAAUAUUUUGAAUGUGAAGAUAAAUUUGGUUUAUUUACUCCUAUUGCAAAAGUAUCAAAAUCACCAAUGUCAGCUAAUCGAAUGGCAGCUAACUGUGCCGUCCAUAAAACAAAACGUUCUCCUGGAUCUAUGAGCGGAUCAAUGAUAAGUGGUAUUACUACAACAACAAUGUCAUCGAUACCAACUCGGGUAAGGCUUGGAGUUGCUUCUUUACGCUACAAGCAAACAAAAUUGUCAGAAAUGGAUAAAUUAAAAACUCAGUUAACCCAAAUGAAAAAUGAGAAUGAUCAACUGCGAACACAAGUUACAAAAGCUGCAAAUCAAGCUGACACAGCUGAAAAAAAACUUGAAGAAACCCUAAAAACUCUAACAGGGAGAAUUCAAGAUCAUAGUAUGGCCACUGCACAAGAUCAGUUAAUUUCUUUAAUGAAGCAAAUAGAUGAAGAAAAAGAAAAAUAUCAAAAUUUAUUGUUCACAAAUGAAGAGAAAAAUGUUGCUAAUAUAGAACUACAAAAUAAAAAUAGCGAAUUAUUAAUAAAAAUUAAAGAGUUAGAAGUUGACUUAGAUAAAGAGAGAAAUUUAGCAAAAGAUGUAGAAAUUGAAACUAUGAAAAUUUUUGAAAAAGAAGAAGAACUUUGUAGAGUAAAAGAAGAAUUGGAAUCUCUGAAAAACGUUAUAAGUAAUAACAAAGACGAGUUACAAAAAUCAGUGUCUAAUUUAAGUUCCGAGGUCAAUGACAAAGACAUUUUAUUAAAUACACUUCGCCAACAACUUAAUGAGUGUACUCAAACUAAUGAACGUUUGUUAAAGGAAGUAAAUGAAAAAUUAGAAACAACUACUGAACAUUUAAACAAAAUUAUAGAAGAAAAAAAUAAAAAAAUUGAACAAAGUCAAGAAAUGAUCGAUCAGUUAAAUGAAGGAAUUAAAUCAUUGAAUAUAUUAAAAAAUGAAGAACAUGAUGAAAUUAUUGUUGGUUUAAAAAAUGAAAUUAUCAAGUUGAAGAAUGAUAAUAAAGUUAUGAUAGAAUUAAAAGAUGAAAAUAUGAAAGUUCAACUCGAGAUUUAUGAAAAAAAACUUCAAGAGUUAAAUAAUGAACUUUUAAUUUUAACCAAAACUAAAACUCAAGAAAUUAGCGAACUGCAAAAUAAAGUUAGUGACUUGAUGUCCUCACAAUCUAAAGAUAAAGAGCUGAUUAAUAAAUUAAAAGUACAAGUAAAUGCGACAAUUGAUGACUUAAAGAAACAAAAAAAUGAUAAUAUUGAUUUUUACAAAAAACUGCUAAAAGAUUCUCAUGAAAAACAAACUGAAAUUGCCUCAGAAACCAUAGAACAAUUACAAAACCUGUUUGAUCAAUCAAUAAUGGAUAAAAAUAAAAAAAUCGAAUCAUGUAAUGUAACUUUAUUAUAUGUAAAAGAACAAAUUAUUAAAUCUAAAACUAAAAUUGAAGCAUAUUAUGAAGCUAAAUACAAAGAAAUAGAGGAGCAGUUAAAUAUUUUAAUACAAAACAAAAAUGAAAUUCAGAUUAAAAAUGAACAAUUGGAUGAUAUGAAUAAUAAAUUAAGUAAUGAAUUAAAAUUAACUAUCAAACAUUUAGAAGAAAAAUCAAACUUUGUUGUAGAGUUAGAAAAAAAAUAUAAUGAUUUAGAUUCUCAACAAAGUUUGAACAAAAAUGAACUUGAAAAGGAGCUAUCCUUUAAAAUUAAAAAUUUGAAUGAUGAACUAUCAAAUUUAAAAAAAGAGAAGGAUAUUUUUCAAGAAAGUCAUGAGAAUUAUGUUCGUGAAAUGUCAAAAACGAUACAUAUUAAAAAUGAAGAACUGAAGCAAAAUCAAGACAGAUUAAUAAAUCUGGAAUUUUCUUUAGAUGAGUUAAAAUCAGCAAAACAAAAUGACUUUGAAGCUCAUAAAAACCAAGUUAUGCAAUUAAAAAAUAAAAUUGAUGAUUUAAUUAUUCAAAACUCCAAGUUGGCUUCAAUUGAUGAUCAAGUAAAAGAAUUGACAAAUAAACUUGAACAGACAUUAAUUGAAAAGGAAAAAGAAUCUCUGAGUCACAUAGAAUUAGAAAAAAAAUAUCUCAAUGAAAUUUCAAAUUAUAAGACAUCUAUUACUAAUUUACAAAGUAGUAUUCAAACUUUAGAAUCCAAAUUAACUUUUGAUAACACUAAACUAAAUGAUGAAUUAGUUAUUAAAAAUAAACAACUCGAUAGUAUCAAAUCUGAAAAUUUAAAACUGUUAGACACAUUAAAAAAUUUAGAAUACUCAAAAGAUUCACUUAAAAAAAAAACCGAAUAUAGUAAUACAUUAGAAUCAGAUAUUAAAAAAUUAAACGAAAUAAUUGAACAGAAGAAUAAAACUAUUGAUGAUAUAAGUAUGAAAUUAGAAAAUAUAAAAUUAACCAGUGAAAAAGUCGUAACUGAAUACAAUAACAAAAUAAAUGAAAAAGAUGAAGAAAUUAAAAAAUUAAAUAAUAUCGAAAAUGAACAUUUAGAAUCCGUAAAAGAAAAUUAUGAAUCCCAAAUAAAAUUAAUUUUGACUGAAAAAGAAAGUGAAAAAAAAAAUCUUAUUGAUAAAAUUGUUACUAUUCAAAAAGCAAACGAAAAUCUUGAAAAGCAGUCAGAGCUGAGCAAAUUGCAAAGUAUUGAAAUGGGAAAAUUACAAGAUGUAUUGAAAGAAAAAGCUAAAACAAUUGAAGAUUAUGAAAGAAAAACAAAAGAGUUUGAUUGCUCAAUGGCUAAAUUGACAACAGAUUUAGAUAUCAAACUGAAAGAACGAGAAGAAGAAACAAAAAAACUAUUUUCUCAGGAACUAACUACUGAAAAAGGAAUUUUAGAGAAACAAAACAAAUAUAUUAUAGAAGAAAAAGAAAAAGAAAAUGCAGAUCUUAGACAGAAAUUAAGUCAGCUUGAAUGCAUUAAAAUUAAUCUUGAAGAAAAGGUAGAACAAAUUAAAAUAAAAGAAAUGGAAUUAAAAAAAUUGAGUGAAGAGAAUUUAAAUAAAGAUAAAAUCAUCGAAGAAAAUAUUAAAAAUAUAGAUAAAUUAAAUGAUUUACUGUCUACAACUAAAAUAGAUUUUGAUUCAAUGAUCAAAGAAAAAGAAAAAAUAGUUUAUGAAGUUCUUAAAGAUAAGGAAAAGAUAGAAUUAGAAAUAGAUGAAUUAGAAAAAAAAACUAAAUUAACUGUUGAUGGAAAUAUCAAAGAAAUCUCUGAUUUGAGGAAAAUUUUAAAAGAAUCUUCUGAAAAUGAAGUUGAUAAGGAAUUGAUGAUUAGGUUAGAGUUAGCUAAUGAUGAUAUAGUUAAACAAAGAGAAAUUUCAGCUACUUUAGAAAAAUCAAAUUCCGAAAUGAAAAAUAAAAUUACCCAUUAUUUAAGUGAAAUUAAGAAGUGGGAGGAUGAAAAAAGCAAUUUACAAUGUGAAAUGACAAAAGCUCUUCAAGAUCAACAGGAUAAUUACAAUAAACAAAUUAAUGAUAUUAAAAAUGAGUUUGAACUACUUAAUAAAGAAAAUAUUCUGUGUAAUAAAGAAAUCGAAGACUAUAAGAUGAAAUUUUCAUCUUUACAACAAACCGUUGAUGAAAAUAGUAAAAACUGUGAAAAACAAAUAAACAUGAAGGUCAAUUGGGAAGAGGAGUUAGAUAAUUUAAAGAUGUUACUCGAAAAUGAACGAAAAGAUCGUGAACACUUAGAAUUUCGAAUUCAAGAACUAACUGAUGAAAAUCAUCAUCUUAAUGAACGUAUUGAAACUAGCUUAAAAAAUUCUUCUAAUAUUAAUUUUAUAAAAGAAAAGCAAUCACUUGAAAGAAAAUAUGAAGAAACAUACAGUAUGUUAAAAAUCAAAGAAAAUCAAAUAAUAGUUUUACAAACUGAGCUUAAUUCGUGGAAAUUAAAAGAAGUGGGCAUUAAGAAUGAUCUUUCUCAAGAAAAAUCUGAAACACACCUUAUAGCAGAAAAAAAUGAAGAAAUAAAAAUGCUAAAUUCUAUUAUAUUAGGCCUACACAAAAAGUUAUCUGCUGUUAUGGAAACAGAUGUAUCUGAUUUUGAAAUUGAAAAAAAUCCCAACGGGCUUACCAAAGAAGAGUACCAAAAACUGUAUAAGACGGCUAAAAAUAAUUUCAAGCUAAAAGAAUGUGAAAAUAUGUCAUUACGACAAGAGUUAUCAAAAGUGAAAACUGAAUAUGAUCAUAUAAAUGAAUAUAAAUUAAAAUAUGAUAGCCUACUAGAAGACAAAAAAAAANAUAUAAAUGAAUAUAAAUUAAAAUACGAUAGCCUACUAGAAGACAAAAAAAAACUUCAACAGAUAGUUGUAAACUAUGAAUCAUGUCAUGAUGAUAAUAAUAAAGAAACUGAUAAAUCAGAAACCAUAAAAAUAUUAGAAGAAAAAGAUUGGCAAAUUAAUUUAUUAAAUAACAUUGUAGCUGAUCUCCAUUCAAAAGUAUCAGAUAAUAAAUUUAAAAUAGAAGCAUUGGAGAAGCAAAUUUUAGAAUCUGGAAGUGACCAAAAGAAAAAACCUAAAAUUAGAACAACUCGAUUGUAUUGUGAACAUUGUGAAAUAUUUGAUGCACAUGAUACAGAUGAUUGCCCUAAAAAACCUGAGUCUCCAAAAGUUUAUAGGAAACGAAAAGUAGUUGAUGAGAAAACAAAUAGAAAAGAAGAACCAUUUUGUGUUUGUUGUGACAUGUUUGGGCAUACAGCUGAUGAGUGUGAUAGUUCACUAACAUUUUAAUUUAUCUGGCAAUAUUCAACUAUAUAAUGGAAAUUCUGAUCUGAAUUAUUUGUUUGUAUAAUAUUUUAAUCAAUUUUAACAUGUAGCAGUAACUUAUUUUAUAAACCAAAAAUUAAAACUUGCCUUAAAAAGCUAAAUAAGACUGAUGUUUUUUUGCAUAUGUAUUAUGUAUUUAUUAAAUUAUUUGUAUAAUUUUAAGGCUUGAUGUGAUAUUAUUUCUAAGUAAUAAUUUAUGAUAUAUUACAUUUAUCAAUAAUUUAAUUGUUCUAUUUUAAAAAUUAGUUAUUAAAUA